This is a messenger RNA of Ruditapes philippinarum (Manila clam), 486 nucleotides long. RefSeq names its product putative nuclease HARBI1. The record is from RefSeq and is a predicted model, not a curated record. NCBI's taxonomy places the organism in Eukaryota, Metazoa, Mollusca, Bivalvia, Venerida, Veneridae. The transcript has a single exon. The coding region runs from base 1 to 486 and encodes 161 amino acids.
AUGGCUCUUGUGUUUUUGGGAGGUGACGGCAACAGAAGACGUCGCAAUAUUCCCCGGAUAUUUAGAGAUCGCAUGAAUCCCCUCGACGUGAUGACCGAUCAUGAGCUUUUAAAGAAAUAUCGGUUGGACAGAAUUACCAUUCUUGAAAUAUGUGCACAAACCCAGCAACAACUUCUUAGACUAACAAGACGAAGUCAGUCUCUUCCGGUGUCGCUGCAGGUACUUGUCGCUCUGCGUUACUAUGCAACCGGUAGCUUUCAGUCAAUCCUCGCGGAUGGUCAUGGAGUGUCUAUUCACUCUGUUUCAAGAAGUAUUCACGCGGUUUCUGAAGCAAUUAUUAGACAAGUUCCCCAACAAAUUAAGUUUCCGACUUCACGUACUGAAAUAACAAAUACCAAGCAACGAUUCUAUGAAAUAGGCGGUUUUCCAAAUGUAAUUGGUGCCGUCGACGGUACGUACAUGUAUACCUAUAAAGUCACCAACUGA